This is a messenger RNA of Triticum urartu, 1260 nucleotides long. Its product is annotated as TPD1 protein homolog 1A-like. Gene Ontology annotation, biological process: cell fate determination. NCBI's taxonomy places the organism in Eukaryota, Viridiplantae, Streptophyta, Magnoliopsida, Poales, Poaceae. The record is from RefSeq and is a predicted model, not a curated record.
CCAGCCCCUUCCCUCCCUCCCUUGUUGGCGGCGCGCACGCUACAGGGGUCUCUAUCAAUUCCACCGCCGCAUCACCCACAUUCCCUUCCUCGUCCGCUUGCCCCACACGUGCGAGAGAGAUUUAUUUCGCCUCGGAGGCAGCCCAGCCCCUACCAGAUACUACUACUCUCCCGCACGGACGUACCCGCCGGCCACGCCACCCCGCAAAGCAGCCGCCGCGCGCAGUCCUCGCCGGCGACAGCCGCACCGUCGUCGAGCCCGUCUCCAGGGUCUCAGCGAGAUGAGGGCGUCCUCUUCGUCCGCUACGCCGGCGGCUCGUGCGACCGCAGCAUGGGCCGUCGUACUGCUCGCCGCGCUCUGCUCCGUCUCCCUCGCGUCCGCGUCCGUCGACUCCGUCUCCCUCGCGCCCGCCUCCGUCUCUCUCGCGCCCGCCUCCGUCGACGCAGGAUUCUCGCCGACGCCCGCCGCUCCCGCCCCUACCCCCGGCUCCUCGGCGGCUCCUCCGCGCCCGCCAUAUCGCGCCGUCCUUCCCCGCAAGGUCCUCCGCCCGGCAGGCACGGACGUGGACCUCGGCGCAGUCCGGCCGCACCGCGUGGACGAGGGUUGCGCCGGCAAGGAGGACAUCGCCAUCUACCAGGGCCGGGGGACGACGCUGCCGAGCGGGGUGCCGGCGUACACGGUGGAUGUGAUGAACCGGUGCUCAGGCGGCGACGGCGACUGCGCGAUCGCUGGCAUCCAUGUGCGGUGCGGCUGGUUCAGCUCCGUCAGCCUGGUGGACCCGCGCAAGUUCCGGCGGCUCGCGCGCGACGACUGCCUCCUCAACGACGGCCAGCCACUCCUCGCCGGCGAGACCAUCUCGUUCGAGUACUCCAACUCGUUCCCCUACCAGCUCUCCGUCGCCGUCGCCACCUGCGUCGACCCGGCCGCGGCCACCUCCCCCUAGCACUACCUACCCUCUACACACCGUACGGCGCUAGAGGUAGCACGUACGUGCGUGCGUAGCCUAAAUACGUAUAAACUCAGAUAUGUUAUUACGUACUCGUCCUAGCUAGACAGUGGUAGGGCAAUACGGCGAUCGGUAUAGGUGUAAGUAACUGGCUGGCUUUUCUCUUCCCUAGCUGCUAGGCAAAUUUUGGUACGCGAAAAAGACCAACCGUGACACCUCGACGUGUCCGGAGCUGUCUUUUUGGGCAAGGAUGGGGAAAAUUCUACCGUGUUUUUGGCAAGUCAAGUAAAUGCGACAAGUCCUUUUCGUGUGCA